AUGGGAGAAAGGUGGAGGGGAACCCAGAACCAACUCCUAGCCUUCUCUUCACUAGCUAAUACAUUUGUUCAAUCUGUACUAGCAAGUCACUCCUCGAGCCCUAGGAAGACCACCUGCAAUUUUGUGUGUGACUUCUGGGACUGCUCUGAUGAAAGUCAGUGUGGUUACCACCAAGAGUACUCUUCCCUGCAUUCUCCUUUCGCCUGCGACUUUGAGGAAGACACCUGUGGCUGGCAGGACAUCAGUACUUCUGGCUACCGCUGGCUCCGGGACCAAGCAGGGUCGACCUUCGGGAGUCCAGAACUCCGCUCAGACCACACAUUUGGCACCGACUUGGGCUGGUUUAUGGUUGUCGGUACCCACCAAGGAAAGGAACCAGCCACAGCCAUCUUGCGCUCCCCUGUCCUCCAUGAGGCAGCCCCUACCUGUGAAAUAAGGCUCCGGUACCAUGGAAAUAUCCAAGAUGUGGUGAAUCUUCAAAUAGAGCUAACGCACAACUCAGAGACGCUCAUGUUGUGGCAAAGCUUAGGGCGUGUGGGAGGAAGUGGCUGGCAAGAGCUGGUGGUGACCACGGGCCGCAUUCAGGGAGAUUUCUGGAUCACCAUCUCUGCCACACGAAAUGCCACACACAGGGGAGCUAUGGCCCUGGAUGACAUGGAAUUCUGGAACUGCGGUCUCCCCUCCCCUCAGAGCAGCUGUACCAGUUCCCAACAGCACUGCAACAACUAUGCCUGUGUGGCAUUAACUCAGCUGUGCGACGGAGAGGAUAACUGUGGGGACGCCUCCGAUGAAAACCAAGUCUCCUGCAGCAAGGGUGACAGUGGGAAGGGCACGGCAGGGGAUGGCGAGGGGAGGACAGUGGUUAACCAUAAAAUAACAGACUUUGAGAAUGGUCUGGGAGAGUGGGAAAACACUACAGGGUGGGUGAUAACCCGAGGUUCCGAAGCCUCUGUAGCCUCAGCCGAGCCAGUCCGAGACCACAGCAAGAACAGUGCCUCAGGAAACCUCAUCUGCCUUCUAACUCCCUCUCCACUUUUUCACACCUCUGCUCCAGGAUCUUUCCUACUCACCAAGGCUGAUCAGGGAACUCCUGCUGUCUUGGUGAGCCCAGGGUUCCAUCCUUCAACUACCAACAGCUGUGUGUUUACCUUCUAUUACUACCUGCAUGGUUCUGAGGCUGGAAGCCUACAGCUGUUCCUGCAGAGCCAGGACCCUGAGUCACACCAGAUGAAUCUCAUACGGACUCGCCAAGGGGACCUGGGGGCUGCCUGGGUCCGGGACAAAGUCACCCUCUACAGCAAGAAUCCCUUCUGGAUCCUCCUGAAGGGAGAAACCGGGCCUGGAGGGGUCGUGGGCCUUGAUGAUCUGAUCCUAAACCAACAUUGCAAACAAGUGUCCAAGGUUGAAGACAUACGUCCCCCAGCCACCUCUGCCCCUGACAUGCCCCAGCACCACCAAGGCACCAAAACUGGCCCAAGGACUCCUGCUGACAUCUUCUGUGAACCUGGUCAGUUCUCCUGUGGGGAACUGUGCCUCUCUCCGGAGCAGCUGUGUGACUUUGUGCCCCAGUGUGCAGGGGGUGUGGAUGAAGAGAACUGUGGUGGAACAAAUUUUGAGUCAGGCCCUGGGGGCUGGAGGGAUGCCAGCGUGGGUUCUCUCCAGUGGCAGAGGAUCCGUGCUCAGGACAGCUCUGACCCCAAGACCGAUGCUCUGGGGAAUGAAGCUGGAUAUUUUCUGUCAGUGCAGAGGGCCUGGGGGCAGCUGAUGGGGGUAGCCAGGGUGCGGACCCCUGUUCUAGGUCCAUCUGGCCCAGGCUGUACUCUCAAGAUGGCCUAUUACCUCCAGGGAAACCCACAAGGGAUCCUGUCACUCGGUGUGAUAGAGGAUGGCACCCAUAAGUUGGCCUGGAGCAUUCAGAGAAAUAGCAAUGCUACAUGGACAUGGGUGACAGUGCCACUUGGAGAAAGGAUGAGGCCUUUCCAGCUGGAGCUCCUGGGGCUGGUGGUUUUCAGUGCCCCAGGGACCAAAGGGAUCGCAGUAGAUGAAAUUACCUUUGUGAACUGCAACCCCACUGUGACCACAGAGAAAGACACAGAACUCUCAUGCAACUUUGAACGGGACUCCUGCGGCUGGUAUCCUGAGCACAAAACCGAUGCCCUGUGGCGAAGGACCUCGGUGCAGGGCCCGGGCUAUGACCACACCACCAGCCAAGGCCACUUCAUGUAUUUGGACCCGACGUCCCCUCCCGCCCGAGGAAUGGGGGCCCGCCUCCUCACGGCUCCCCAGGUUUCCCCGGCUCACAACGAAUGUCUCUCCUUCUGGUACCACCUCUAUGGGCCCCAAAUUGGAACGCUGAGCCUGACUCUAAGACGAACUGGAGAGGCUGAUACGCACUUGUGGGCACGCACAGGCACUCAUGGCAACCGGUGGCACCAGGCCUGGGCCACCCUCUCCCACCCUUCAGACUCCUCCGAAAAGUACCAGCUGGCAUUUGAGGCUCACAGGAAUGGGUACCAUGGCAACAUUGCAGUAGAUGACAUUACUGUGCGGCCGGGUCCCUGCUGGGCUCCUCGACGCUGUUCCUUUGAAAACUCAGACUGUGGAUUCUUAUCUAGUGGGCAGGGAGCCUGGCAACGACGGGGCAAUGCCACGGGCAGCACCAUAAAGGGCCCACGUGCAGACCACACCACAGAGACCCGUGAAGGACACUACAUGAUAGUGGACACAAGUCCAAGUGCCCUGCCCCAGGGCCAGACAGCCUUACUGACCUCUGAAGAAUACUCACCCCUGGCCCAGCCUGGAUGCUUAACUUUCUGGUAUCAUCUGAGCCUCCAGAAUCCAGGCACGUUCCGGGUCCAUGUGGAUGAGGGGAAGAGACGCCAGGUAUUCAGCGUGAAUGCCCCUGGUGGUUUCGCCUGGCGCUUGGGCAGUGUGGAUGUCCAGCCUGAAAAAGCGUGGAAGGUGGUAUUUGAAGCAGUUGGAGCUGGGGUGGAGCACACGUACAUGGCUGUGGAUGAUCUGUAUCUGAAGGACGGCCUAUGUCCUCAGCCAGGAUCCUGUGACUUUGAAUCGGACAUGUGCAGCUGGAGUCACACGGCCUGGCCAGGCCUGGGUGGCUACAGCUGGGACUGGAGUAGUGGGGCCAUCCCCUCCAGGUACCCCCAGCCUUCCGUGGACCACACGCUGGGCACUGAAACUGGUCACUUUGCCUUCUUCGACACCAGUGUUCUGGGCCCUGGGGGUCGGGCAGCCUGGCUUCAAAGUGAGCCUCUGCCUCCCACUCCCACGGGCGGUUCCUGUCUUCGGUUCUGGUACUACAUGGGCUUUCCGGAGCAUUUCUACAAGGGUGAGCUGAAAGUCCUCCUACUUAGCUCUCAGGGCCUGCUGAUUUUGUGGGGCACGGAGGCAUAUCUGCGCCAACAGUGGCUCGAAGGACAUGUCCAGGUGACGAGCCCGGUGGAAUUUCAGAUUAUAUUUGAGGCCACCCUGGGGGGCCAGCCUGUCCUGGGCCCCAUUGCGCUGGAUGACAUCGUGUACCAGGCAGGGCGGAGCUGUGAGCCACCUGUGCCCACUAGAGGUGAGCUGCUGUGGGGAUCCGGGCUGGUGCCCCAAGCCCAAAUGCCUGGUGGUAUAUGGCCUGGUGCUGUGACUGCAGCAGGCCUAUUUGGGUCUAUAAGGAGACAGCACCCUGCUCCGCGCAGCUCCCUCUCCCUUUCUGUUCUCCUGUCACAGAGGCCCGGGGGAGAUGAAGUGCUCAGACACGGUACACUAGCCAUCUUUAAAAGGGCUACUAUGUAUUUGCACGUGUGGGGAGGGUUGGGCAGAGAGGACUCCAAAUCUGCCACCAUCCCUGUGGUGACGGUCACGCUCUUGGCUGCUCUUCUCCUGGGGCUGCUGGCCUUUGGCAUGUGGCGCCGGAUGAAGAAAGGAGAUCACCCAUUCAAGAAGCAGGAGGAGACCACCGCCGCAUCUGGCUUUGAUAAUGUCGUUUUCAACUCGGAUCAUGUCACCCUGCCCCCAAUAACAGGUGAUCAGACUACCACCCCAGAUGCAGUUCAAGACAUUUGA
Molecule: messenger RNA, 4068 nt
Organism: Sarcophilus harrisii (Tasmanian devil)
Lineage: Eukaryota; Metazoa; Chordata; Mammalia; Dasyuromorphia; Dasyuridae
Gene: MAMDC4
Product: MAM domain containing 4
Exons: 29
Coding region: 1-4068 (1355 amino acids)
Biological process (GO): nervous system development
Cellular component (GO): membrane
Molecular function (GO): protein binding
Source: RefSeq, a predicted model, not a curated record